CGGGCCGCGGCGGGGCGAAGCGGGGGGAUAGGCCGCGCUGGGAGCCGGGGGCUCGCGUAGAUGGGCUCGCCGGCGGAGACGCUUCCCGGGCCGGCCCCGGAGGGGGACCUGCCCCCGGAGUGGGAGUCGGACGAGGAGCGUAUGGCCUUCCUGUUCUCGGCCUUCAAGCAGAGCCGGGAGGUGAACAGCACCGAGUGGGACAGCAAGAUGGGCUUCUGGGCCGAGCUGGUGCUGGGCCGGGGCCGCCGCCGGGGGGCGGUGCGGACCUGCCUGCGGGAGCUGCAGCAGGCCUUCCAGCGCCGCGGCAGCGUCCCGCUGGGGCUGGGCACCGUGCUCCGCGAGCUGCUCAGACGUGGCAAACUGCAGAGGGAGUCAGACUUCAUAGCCAGUGUAGACUGCAGCUGGAUCUCAUGGGGUGUGGGAAUCUUCAUUCUGAAGCCCCUGAAAUGGACCCUGUCAAGUGUGCUAGGUGACAGUAAAGUGCCUGAGGAGGAGGAAGUGCUUAUUUUUGUGGAGCUACUUCAGGAAAAGGCAGAGGAAGUGUAUCGCCUCUAUCAGAAUUCUGCACUCUCUUCCCACCCUGUUGUUGUCCUCUCAGAAUUGCGCUCACUCUGUGCUAGCAUAUGUCCGGAUGAGAGGACAUUCUAUCUACUGCUGCUCCAGCUGCAGAAGGAAAAGAGAGUCACGGUCAUGGAGCAGAAUAGAGAGAAGAUAGUGAAGUUUGCCCGAGGUCUGCAUGCCAAAGUAUCCCCAGUGAAUGAUGUGGACAUCGGGGUCUAUCAGCUGAUGCAGAGUGAGCAGCUGCUAUCACAGAAGGUGGAGUCCCUUUCCCAGGAAGCAGAGAGGUGUAAAGAAGAUGCCCGGAGCGCUUGUAGAGCUGGCAAAAAGCAGUUGGCACUGAGAUAUUUGAAGUCCAAGCGAAGGACAGAGCGGCGGAUUGAAGAGCUCCUUUCCAAGCUGGAUGCAGUUCAGGGCAUCUUGGAUCGUAUAUAUGCUUCUCAGACAGAUCAGAUGGUGUUCAAUGCCUACCAGGCUGGAGUAGGAGCUCUGAAACUGUCCAUGAAAGAUGUCACUGUGGAGAAGACAGAGAACCUGGUGGAUCAGAUUCAGGAGCUUUGUGACACCCAGGAUGAAGUUGUUCAGGCUCUGGCAGGAAUGUCGAUCAAUGGCUUGGCAGAGGUUGACAGUGAAGAACUUGAGAAGGAACUGGAUAGUCUCCUCCAGGACUCCACUAAAGAGCCUUUGGACCUGCCUCCUGUUCCCCAGAAGCCUCUACUUCCCAGCAUCUCUGAUACUGAGCUUGAAGCAGAGUUGGAGAAGAAGGAUGGAGGUUUGGCACAAAAGACUGCUUCUACAUAUUCUGAACCCAAAAGAGCUCUGGGACUGGGUCUCUAACAGCGUCCUGCUGCUGUAAUUUGAGAAGUUGUCUUAAGCUUGCUUAACUAGUGACCUUAACUUUAAAAAAUAACUUUUGGAGUGUGGGCUAAUGCCCCCCUCUUUACCGGAUGUCACUUCACUAAACGACAGGAUCUACUGCCAUGACAAUCCACCCUUUCUGGAACUGAUCCUAGCUGGUGUUGCUGUCGUCUCUUUAAUGUCAAUAUCUACACUGUUCUCAGUUUGACUUGUUAUCCCAAGUCGCCUACGAUGUUCACUCUUGCCAAUGAACUCUGUCUUCCCUGCAGGAUUACAAUUCCUGAGCUCACCUACUUCAUAACAAUUCUCAGUUUUGCUAUGGCCAGCGUUGAGGAGACCCUGAAACACAGUAGGAUCACAGCUACUUGACCUCUGGCUGUUUGUGUGGUUGUGUAAAACGUUUGGCACGUAACAUAGGUACUGUUCUUGACAGUCAUCUGUCUGCAGCAAGCUUACACACAUGUUGAUAGUACUAUCCAUCUUCCCUUGUUUGUAUUUGCACGAUUGCGGUCAACGAGACCAAUAACUGUUUUAUUGUAUGAGCCUUGUUGCCACUAGGGGGCAGCAAUUGCCAGCACAAGAUGAAAUUUACUCCUCUGUCUGUAAUAAACUAAGGCCUUGAAAGGAGACCUGCAAAGGGUUUUUAAAAUGAAAGUGUUGCUUUUUAGGCUGCGUGAUGAUAAAGGCCAGCAAUGUUUGUUAAGUU
Molecule: messenger RNA, 2122 nt
Organism: Gopherus flavomarginatus (Mexican gopher tortoise)
Lineage: Eukaryota; Metazoa; Chordata; Testudines; Testudinidae
Gene: CHMP7
Product: charged multivesicular body protein 7
Exons: 10
Coding region: 61-1395 (444 amino acids)
Biological process (GO): late endosome to vacuole transport via multivesicular body sorting pathway; vesicle budding from membrane
Cellular component (GO): ESCRT III complex; cytoplasmic side of plasma membrane; multivesicular body
Source: RefSeq, a predicted model, not a curated record